ACUCUGAACCCGGAAGUGGAAUGACCGUUGAGUGCCUGAACUAAAACUAGUUUCAUUUAACGUGAAGAUGCUAACUAGCUAGCCAAAAGAAACUACCAUCGUGUGACAUGCGUGCUUCGACAACAUCGAAUAAGACAGGUGCCUGUUCCAGUGUUGGCACUGUAGCUGCAGUGAAACUGAAGCUCUGACAGUUUUCAAGCUUCGCCUGCAGAACUUCUCAAUGAGGUACAGAGGAGCUCAGAUCUGUCUCUGGGCUCAUGGCUCCUGCUGUGCGACCCGCCUGUCAGUGCCUGGCAGAAUCACUCUGGUACGAACAUACAGUGCUCAACAUCAGCCCGGACCCUCCCCACCCACUAACCCCACCCCUCCUGAUGGGAAGGGGGGAGCUGAGGUAGUGAAGGAGCGCGCACUGGCUGCCUUUCGGUAUGCAGGUGAGUUGGGGCGCCAGUGGGGUCAGAGGUCAGCUCAGACAGCCACCGCCUCAGUCAACUACUGGUGGGGAAGGUACGAGGAGUUUGUCGGGCUCAACGAGGUCCGUGAGGCCCAGACCAAAGUCACUGAGGCUGAGGCAGCAUUCAUGGUGGCCAGAGGGAUGGUGCGCGAGGCUCAUACUAGCCUGGAGGCCCUGCAGGUCAGGUUGAAGGAGGUCAGAGACCGUCUGGACCGAGUCUCCAGGGAAGACGCUCAUUACCUGGAGCUCGCCACGCAGGAGCACAAACUGUUGCAGGAGGAGCGUCGUCUCCGGACAGCGUACGAGAACGCAGAGAGUUCUGAGAGGGAGAAGUUCGCCUUGUUCUCAGCAGGCGUCAGGGAGAGCCACGAGAAGGAGAGGACGAGAGCCGAACGCACCAAGAACUGGUCCGUCAUCGGCUCGGUUCUCGGAGCGAUGAUCGGGGUCAUGGGAUCGACAUAUGUAAACCGUGUCCGCCUGCAGGAGCUGAAGACCCUGCUGCUGGAGGCCCAGAAAGGUCCAGAGAGCCUGCAGGAAGCCCUCAGAGUCCAGGCGGGAAACCAUCGCUCCCAGCAGGACGAGCUCCGGAUGCUCAUCGACAGCCUCAGGGGUGCUCUGAACGACGCCUUCACUCAGAGGGACAUCGUCCUUCAGGACAAGCGAGGUCCAACCUCAGACUCACCCACGGUGCCUCUUUCAGCCUUAACAGACCUCCGGCUCAGCAGCCAAAAGACAGGGUCCCUCCUCGAGUCCCUUCCACCACAACUGGAGCAACUGGAGCAGGGACUGGGGAGAGUUGAGGGUGAAUUGUCAGUGGUGAGGAAACUGAUGGAGACCAGACCUCAGGCUGAACCUCAGGCUGAACCUCAGGCUGAACCUCAGGCUGGUCAGCUGCAGGUAGCAGCACCUGAGAGACCAGCACGAGGGGACCAGUGGGAGCCUGAGGCGGUGGUGAGGCGUCUGGAGGAGACCCAGAGGACGCUGGGAGAACGAAUCAGGACCAACAAUCUUUAUAACGCGGUGUUUACCUACACCGCCACCGUCAUCACCGUCUCUGCUGUCUACCUGCUGCUCAGAGGAGCUGGUUAGACAGGAUGCUCCAGUUUGAAUGUUCACAUGCACUGAAACAAUAUCAGUCACUGGGGAUAAUAAUCCAAAUGAAUUAUGACAGAAUAGAAUAUUUCCUGAGUAGGAAGUAAUUAUAGUUACAGAUGUUGAUUCAGACUGGUCACAGUUGCUUAGUCACAGAGUGACUUUCUUAAAUAUGAUAAAUUCUGGGAUGUGAGGAAAACACAGUGACAGUUUGGUCAUAAUUCCAUCUGUGCUCAUUUAACUUCCAGCGCUCGGAAACAUUAGCAUUUAUUCUAUUACAUAGGAUCCAUGAUUGCAACUUGAUUUGUUUCUAAAUUGUUGACGUGAUAAUAAGGUUCAGAAUCAGAUUUAUCCAGAAUCAUAACCCAUCAUCACACGUUCUGAGGGGCACAGUAGAGCUGCAUUAUUUAACACUUUUCAUCAUUUACUUUGUUUAGUGUUCACGUCUUCAGAUUACUUGUCUCAUCCAUCCAACAUUACCAGAUUAAAACCACGUAGAGGUCCACUCGGGGCAAACUUGAGCUGUGGGCUCCUCUUGACCACUUCCUUUGUGAUAAUUUGAUAUACGGCUGAUUUAAUCAGGAAUAUGGAGCUUAUGAAUGAUGACACAAGGCUUAGUCAGUGAUUGAACAGUGACGAACCAGAGAAUGUUUGUCAUUUGUUCUUGAUAAAUUACUUAAAUGAGUGUCCAAAUGUUCUUCUGUCGUCCACUCAUCCAUUUAAACCUCCCUGUUGACAACUACUGAGCUUUUAUUUGGCAGAGUUAAAGCAUUUUUCCUGAUAAGAAUUCAGCCGUCUGACACUACUGCGUCUGGAGAGCAGCUUCAGUGUCCAGCACUGACACUAAUCUUACAUUUUUAGAUAAAUUGUUAUUAUAAUUGUUAUUAUAAUUGUUAUUCACCUAACAAUCUUUUCCAAACACCUUUCCACGCCUGUGACAGUCAAAACAUCAGUUCUGGACGGUACUGAGAUAUAAUUUAGCUGCUAAGUAUCUUAUUGAAUUGUGAUGGUUUAACUGCUGUAAUUGAUCAGUGCCAAGUGAGUUCUGAGCUUGAGUAUCUUCAUGCAGCCUUCUUGUCAGCAGUCGACUCAGCUGCACCACGUUCAUGAUCCCACCGCUGGGAUUCACAGUGCAAACGAUCAGUGUAAAACUCCUGAAGGAGCAAUAAUGAGAAUAAACGAACUGUGACUUUUCCUGUCUGGCCUCUUUAGAAAAGCUGUGAGUCGGACUUCUCUUGGCCUUAAUUGCUUCAGUCGCUGGUCUUUGGAUGAGUAAAGUGAAAUUCCUAAACGUUAAAUACAUGAGAAAAUGUAGAAAAAUAUUUAGAAAUGAGGUUUU
Acanthopagrus latus (yellowfin seabream) is the source of this 2882-nucleotide messenger RNA. It is a transcript of the gene ccdc51, whose product is annotated as coiled-coil domain containing 51. The transcript is spliced from 7 exons. The coding region runs from base 221 to 1540 and encodes 439 amino acids. Lineage: Eukaryota; Metazoa; Chordata; Actinopteri; Spariformes; Sparidae. The record is from RefSeq and is a predicted model, not a curated record.